UCUCAAAAUCUCAGCAAGCUGAGAAGGUCUUACGCCGUCUGGAGUUGGGUUGAGCAAUGGAGCCACACAGCAACAGCUUCGAUCGGCUAAGCGACGAUCUCUUGGGGUGCAUCUUUGAGAAACUCUUGUGGAAUCCUAAUGCAUUUGGCGUGGUGAAGGGGCGCGAACGUGUGCGGUUGGAGUCUGUCUGCAAACGGUUUCAGGAGCUUGUCCACAGGUUUGGAAGUCUGGAUUGGGAGUUCAAAGGGCCUCGGGAUGAAGACGCCUUCUUGCGAUACAUGUUCCGGCAGAGAACUUAUGCAACUCCUUUGACAAGGGUGAAUCUAGAAGUGCGCUCUUCAGUCAAUGUCAUAGCAAUCCUGCAGUCGCUCACCUUCUCAACCCAGGGGUCCCUCCAGGAGCUGCACUUGUUCGUCGGCAUUCUAAGCAUAGUCAAAUGGGAGUAUGUGUUUCUGCUCCUUACAGAAGCGCAACAGCUCCAAACCUUGGACCUUUUCCUGUGGGGAAGGGAGCAACUGUCGGUUCCUCUGCGCUUUCGUGUCCCCUGGGGCUCCAAACCCCUGCCGAAGCUGAGGGCGCUGACGCUGUAUGGGUUUGCCAUUCCUGGUUCCGAUUGUGACCAGUUCCUGCAGUCCUUUCCGUCGUUGGAAACUCUGGAGCUCCAUUCCUUUGAGGGGCAAACGUACAGCUUUGGGGUUGCGGAGCUGGACAAGGUGUUCCUGUGGGGCAAUGAGAAUGCUAGUUUUGAUCUAAGAAACUCGGCAAGGGCUAGCGUGCCAAGGAGUCUUGAAAAGGUGGUUGCCUUGAUGGAAAGUGGAAGCCUGGCAACUAGAGAAAAGGCCGUGUCUGCUCUGUUGUCCCUUUCAAACAAUGCCUUGAGUAGGAAGGCAAUAGCGGCUUUUCCUGGGAGCUUGCAGAGUUUGGUGGAGCUUAUGGACUACGGCGGCGUGCCUGCCGCUCUUGCAACUCUACAAAAGCUAGCCGACGAGCCCCAAAACACGAGGAUCAUAGCACAACUUCCAGGCUGCCUGCAGAAGCUGCUGUCUUGCCUAGAACACUACCGUCCAGACCGGCAUGAGCCUGCUGCUGCGAUGCUGGUCAAGUUUGCAUUGGUUGCAGAAGUGGGUAAAAUAAUGGCUGGUGACUCCAAAGUGUUGGACCGACUGGUGAAGCUUCUAGACUGUGGUAUGGGGAGGGCGCCUGUGCUAGCGGGGUGGGUGCUCCUGCAAUUGGCAAGUGAUGGGGACGUAAAGGCUAGUGCUGGUGAGCAGAGGUGCCUCCUAAGAUUGGUCGCUCUCUUGGAGGACGCAGGCGUUAGCAUCCGACUUGAUGCUUUGCUGAGAGUUCUGUGCAAUGACAGAGAGAUUCGUAAGUCAGUGACGUCGACGCCUACUUUCUUCAACCAGUUGGUUGGCCUUCUGGCGAGCACGAGCGCGGAGUUGCAGACUGCUGCUGCGGAGGCCCUGCACAACAUGGCGAGGGAUGAUGCGGACCGGAAGGUGAUAGUGGCCACUCCUCAGUGCCUAGAAUCCCUGCUGAAGCUCGUUGGAGAAGGGGAGGACAACGCAUCGGAGAGAGCAGCGAGGGCACUUUGGAGAUUGGCGGGGGAAGCCACGGUGUGCAGUGCGGUCGCAGCAGACCCGGGGGCGCUCCAGACGUUGGUGAGCCGCUUGAGUGGUGAAAGCAAGCCAGUGCAGCAUUCGGUUGUGGGGCUGUUGACGACUUUGGCGAGAGAUCCCACAGCCAGGCAAGCUGUGGCAAGGGCGCCGGGGUGCUUGCUUGCGCUCGUCUCUUUGAUGAAAGACAAGAGGGCUGACAUUCGGAAAAACGUCUGUGGGAUGCUAUGGCAAAUGGGGCUCCACUCCGCUACUCAAAAUGAGGUCCUCAAUGUGCCUGAGGUGGUGUCAAGGCUAGGGGAACUUAUAGGUGAGGGAGUGUCACCAGGGGUGGUCGAGGCGGCAGCGGGGGCUUUGCAAAGCUUGGCAGGGAGGACGGUGAUCAGGAAGGCCAUUGCUAGCCUGCCGGGGUGCCUGCAGAGGCUCGUCAACCUGCUGGGAGUUGCGGGCCGCACAGCAAGACUCGCCGCUUACGUGUUUGUGCAACUCGUCGUGGACGCUGACAUGCGCAAGGUGGUCAUUGAGUUGCCGGAGGCUUUGGAGAAGCUUGUGGGGCUUCUGAGCGUCGGCGGGGCGAAGGGGGCACACGAGCCGGCGGCGCGGGCAUUGCACAGCUUGGCAAGGACUCCUGAGUGUCGAGUUGCCAUAGCUGCGGCGCCAGGCUGCCUGGGGAAGCUGGUUGGAUUCCUUUCAAGCAGAGAGAAGCACGUUCAGCGUGAGGCAGAAAAGCUUUUGCAAAGCCUCUUGCUCGAGCCCGAGGUCAGACUGGCGGCAAGUAAAGUACCGGGAAUGCGUGAACGGUUAGUGAGUCUUGUGGGGCGGGGAUGGGGAAGCGCGCCGGAGGGGGCCGCGGGAGUUCUGUGGCAACUAGCGGCGCACGACGCUCAAGUUCGGACGAAAGCUGCGGCGGACGCAAAGGUGGUCGAAGAUGUGGCAAGCCAUCCGGAAGACGCGAGCGCAGGGUUGCAGAAGGUGAAGGGGGAGGGCGGAGACGACGGCGCAGUGAUACGGAAGUUGACGGAUGGAGAGGGUGGGGACCGGAGCGCAGCAAUGCAGAGAUUGGCAGGGGGGGAGGGCGGGAGUGGCGCAGGUGCCAGAGAAGAGAAGGGCUUCUUGGAGGCGCUGACAACGUUUCUGCAGGCUGGCAGCAAAGAUGUGCGAAAAAGCAUUGCAAAGGCGCUCUGGGAGACAGGGAACCACGCCGCCGCCGUGCGUAAGGCCGCUCUUCAAGUGCCGAAUCUGCUCCCAGCGCUGGUGGACCUUCUCAGCGAGGGGAACGCGGUCCCGGUGAAAGAAGCCGCGGCGGGGGCUCUGCAGAGCAUAGCGCAAGAUGCGGAGGCACGCAGCGCUGUAGCGGGCACACCGGGGUGCCUGCAGCAGCUGGGUGAGUUGUUGGAGAGCAGCGAGGGGCGCGUGAGCGAGCUGGCGGCGUGUGCGGUCUCUCAGCUGGCGGCCGAUGAGAAAUGGCGCAAGACGGUCGUGGAGUUGCCUGGGGCGGUGGAAAAGCUGGUGGACUUGUUAAAUGCGGAGGUCCCCGCCGGGCCGCACAAACAUGCGGCGAACGCGUUGCGCAGCUUGGUGUGGGACGGCGAGUGCCGACUCGUGCUAGCGGCCAUGCCACAGUGCCUCGCAAAGUUGGUUAGUCUGCUCGGGGCCGAGAAGGAGCACGUGCAGAGUGAGGCGGCACAGGUGUUGUUCGGCUUGACGAUCGUUCCAGAACCCCGGGCGGUUGUCUGGAAGUUGUCGGGCAUUUUGGAGCGGCUCGUCAGCCUUCUCGGCAGCAGUAGCACCGCCGUCCAAGCAUGGGCUGCCAGGGUACUGCAGAACCUGGCGCUCGACGACGAGUCCCGAAGGGAGAUUGCGAGGGCGCCUGGGUGCCUGGACAAGCUCUUUGCGCUCCUCGAGUCUAAGUGCCUCCGCGCAGCCAAACAGAGUGUGAUGGCCCUUUGGAACUUGAUGGGGGACGAUGAGGAGGAGGACGACGAGACCCGGGCCCUCGUCUUUGGAAAGCCAGGCCUCCUCGGGAAGGUGCUGGCGGGCGAGGACCCGGAGUACCCCACGUGGCUACUGAUCGACCUUGCCGAAGACGCGGGGAUCCGGGCAGAGAUCGCCGUGCUGCCAGGGGCCCUGCAGAAGCUGGUGGAGCUUCUGACGCAGCCCUUCCUCCGGGAAGUGGCGCUGGAGGCCUUGAAGAAGUUUGCUGCUGACGCGGAGCUCGGGAAGGCGAUUGCUGCGAUGCCGGACUGUGUCCCAAGGCUGCAGACCUUAGCGGGUCUGCCGGAGACGGAGAUUCACAAGGAGGAGGAUCCCGGUCUCAGAAAAGGUGCUGCCAAAGUCCUCAAACUUCUGGGGGUGGAAGCGGUGGCGCCUUCGGGCGGGGCUGCGGCGGGGACGAAGGGAGCCGAGAGCGUCGAGGGUGCCAGUCCAAGUGCGGAGAGAGCCGGAUGUGGGGAGGGAGAAGGAAGCGGGGCGAGAGAAGGGAAUGGGGAAAAAUCUGGAAGCGAGGAGAGAGCCGGAAGUGCUGAGAAGGCAGAAAGUGGAGCUGGAACUGCGGAGAAGGCCGGAAGCGCCGAAGAGGUUGGAAGCGCGGAGAGAGCGGGAGCAAGGAGGCGGAGCCGGAGCAACUUCAUUGAGUGGCUUGGUGGACGGACGGGGGCUGCCAAAGUCGUGAGUCCGCGGCCAUUCAUUCCCCACCUGCGCUAA
This is a messenger RNA of Klebsormidium nitens, 4319 nucleotides long. Lineage: Eukaryota; Viridiplantae; Streptophyta; Klebsormidiophyceae; Klebsormidiales; Klebsormidiaceae. The record is from the annotation of a GenBank genome assembly.